Messenger RNA from Physella acuta, 1714 nucleotides. Its product is annotated as glutathione S-transferase Mu 4. The record is from RefSeq and is a predicted model, not a curated record. Lineage: Eukaryota; Metazoa; Mollusca; Gastropoda; Physidae. Gene Ontology annotation, molecular function: glutathione transferase activity. Gene Ontology annotation, biological process: glutathione metabolic process.
UCUUAGAAGCUUGCCAAUAAGUAAGCAGAACUGCUUAGUCAUUAAAAUCUUAUCCUGCUAUAUCAUUAUUUAGAUAUCUAGACCUAGUUCUAAAUCCGGCUUGUGUCCAGCCUUGUCAAUAUAUAAUAAAACCAAGGUACUUGUUCUCUCUUGAAUUCAUUUUCACUGUGAUUAAUGCUGGUUUAGAUUGGAAAUUUGGUGACCUCUAAGUUAUUGUAUAUCAGAAUGCCAUCCAGACUUGGUUAUUGGGCCAUUAGAGGGCUUGCACAGCCUAUUCGCCUUCUUCUCACUUACGUUGGUGAAGAUUUUAAUGAUGAUCGUUAUGUGCAAGGAGAUGGUCCAACAUUCAGCAGAGAUGAAUGGAUGAAAGUUAAGAACACCCUUGGGUUAGAUUUUCCUAAUCUCCCAUACUACAUAGAUGAUGAGGUUAAACUAACUCAGUCUAACACUAUUUUGCGUUAUCUUGGAAGAAAGUACAAACUUUAUGGUGAAACUCCAAAAGAGAAUGCUGAAGUAGAUCUUUUACUUGAUGUCAUUAUGGAUGUCAGAAAUGGAUUUGUACGUCUUUGCUAUGGACCUGAGAUUACUGACGCUGUCCGUCAAGAGUAUGUCCAGCAAGUUAAAGCAACUCUUGAUUCACUUGAAAAGUUCUUAGGGGACAAAAAGUUUUUUGUUGGAGACAAGGUAACAAUCUGUGAUUUCCACAUUUAUGAAAUGUUUGAUCAACACAAACUAUUUGAACCUAGUCUGUUUGAAGGACGGAAGAGCCUCAAUGAGUAUUUGCACCGGUUUGAGGAACUGCCUAAGAUUAAGGAGUAUAGAUCCUCUGACAAAUGUAUUGUACGUCCUAUUAACAACAAGACUGCCAAAUUUCGUUAAUUCCUUAGCAGUGUAUUACUGCAUUUAAAUUAGUUAUUGAAGUGAUUAAUAACAAUUUAAAAUGUGUAAAGAUGCAUUUCCAUAAUUUUUUUUACUCUAAAGAAACGUGUUUUGAUGUUUAAUGUAGGCUUACACACAUCUCCGGUCAGUACAUGUGAUAAAAAUGUGCACUACAUCUUAAUUGUUAAAAACUUCACUACAGUAAUUUUUGGUUAACAAGCUUUCUUGAUCUUGUUUUUUUUUAAUUGAGGUGAUGAUGAAUAUAAUUUGAUGUAAAUCUACUUGUAUCUAGUCUUGAAAACUGCUAUUAGAUUAUAUUAGUAGUCUGUUUUUCAAUUAAUGAUGAAGUUUAUUUUGUUUAGUUUAUUACUUACUACACAGUAAGCUGCUAGUUUUAAGACACAUGGCCUUUUUAUACCUUUAGAAAUAAAAUCUAUUGUUUACAUUUGUUAUGGAUUGUUAAAGAUUAAGUUUUAUAUUUAACAUUUUAUUUUAAAAAGUUAAAAAUUUAUGUACUUAAAAAGUUAAUAAUGAAUUAGUUUAACUUCUAUCAUUAGAUUCCUAAAAUAUUAACUGGUCUGUAUUUUGAUCAUUACAAUAAAGUAAAAUGUAAAUCUCAUAAAAAAUGUUACAGCUAAUUAUUUUUUUCAUAUUUAAAUUGUUAUUGGCUGUUUAUGUCCAAAGGUAUUUUUUCUUAAUUUCUUUGUUUUUGAUGCAAACAACAAAUUUUUGCUAAACUAGAGAUAUAACUAUUUAGACUAAACUUCUAUUCUACACACAUUCCUGAGACACUGCCUUUAAGUUUAAGGGGGAUUAAAAGUUUAUCUUCCUACCA